Messenger RNA from Triticum turgidum subsp. durum (durum wheat), 882 nucleotides. The record is from the annotation of a GenBank genome assembly. NCBI's taxonomy places the organism in Eukaryota, Viridiplantae, Streptophyta, Magnoliopsida, Poales, Poaceae.
AUGCGGGCGCGGCGGCGACCUGCAAGGGAAGGGCGACGCUCGAAUCGAUCCAGCGCCAUGGAUCGUUCCCUACGGGAGAAAGAGAAAAUGAGGGAGAGAGAAGGAAGGAGAGGAAGGAGAAAGAGAGAGGAAAGAGGAGAGGGAGGUGCAGCGUUGACCGACGGCUCGCGCGGUGGUGCGGAAGACGGCGGCCUCAGCGGGUGUGCGACGACAGGAGGUUCCCAAGCCAGCUCGGGCCGCUGCUACCUCUUCCUCGCCGCCCAACAGGUCGCCGUGCUGGGGGAGCAGGGUAGCAUCGGGUCCACAGGCUGGGGUGGAGGCCUUCCCAACUCAGACUGCGCGUCCUCCUCUUUGCCGCGUCAUCACCCUGGUCAGCUGAGCACCAACCCGACGGCUCCGGCAUCCGAUGCCAACACAACGAGGUUAUACUCCAAUCAAACAUGUGAAUAUUUACCAGAGUGCUUCAAGAUCGAUUUGAUGAUCCACUACCGCUCUGCUGUUGGGACUAAUUUGGAUGGGAAUGGUGAUUUGAUGGUUGAUUAUGAUUACCUGGUUCUUGCUCUUGGAGUUACUGUGAAUACAUUCAACACUCCUGGUGUGAUGGAGCAUUGCCACUUUCUGAAGGUAGUGGAGGAUGCCCAAAAGAUUCGGAAGAGCGUGAUAGACUGCUUUGAAAAGGCGUCACUUCCUAACCUCAGUGAAGAGGAGAAAAGGAAGAUCCUUCACUUUGUGAUUAUCGGUGGUGGACCUACUGGGGUUGAAUUUGCCGUGGAGUUGCAUGAUUUUCUUGUCAAAGAUCUGGUGAAGCUAUAUCCUGCAAUUGAAGAAAACUCUCAACUCCUACUUGCGCUCCGCCUCUUCCUCCUUUUCAUAGCUCAAUAG